CGGCGUACCUCACGGUUGGAGUGGAAGGCACGCCUGCGCCAACCUUCAAAUUCUAUAAGGGAAUCACCGAGAUCAUCGAAGGUGGCCGAUUCAAGUUCCUUACGGAUACAGAGACCAAUACGAUCACCCUCUGCAUGAGGAAGACGAAGCCCAACGACGAGGGCACAUACAAGAUCGUCGUGAGCAACAUCCAUGGCGAGGACUCUGCCGAGAUGCAGCUCUACGUUUCCGACGCCAGUGGUAUGGAUUUCCGUGCUAUGCUGAAAAAGAGGAAAUACCAGAAAUGGGCGAGAGAAGAGCAAGAACAAGAAAAGGUAGACUUGAAGGAGGUCGAGAAACCUAUGCCGGCUUUGAAGAAAGUCGAGAAGUCGCUGCGCGACUUGGUGACACACGGAAGAAGCUGGUAUCAAGACGGGGAUGAAAUAGUGAUCUUGAUGGAGGGUGAGGAGGUCCUUCGAAUUUCUCUAGACAAGAAGGGUGAAACUAACUGGAGCUGGCUCAAGGACGUCUUCGACAUUCAGCGCAGGCCAAGUUUGCAGGAGCUAAUCGUCGACUGGCCGAUAUUGGCAACAGUGGUCAAAGAGAAGAAUAGUGGAUCUCGUAGACCCUCUCUCGCCGAAUUAAUUCCUGACUGGCCGAUCCUGCACCAUUUCACCAAGACGGAGAAGCCGGAAAGUUUCCUGAAACCAUUGGUGGAUCAAUAUGCCAAGGAGGGCAAAGACAAGAAAGUCGUCUUCGAAGCGAACUUCUCAAAACCGAAUUGCAAACCAAAAUGGUUCUUCCGAAAGGACGAACUGUUCCCCUCAUCGAAAUACAAGUUCAAGAAUGAGGAAGAUUGUUACCAACUCAUUAUUCUAAACCCUAAGGUUGAGGAUACCGGAAAGUACACCAUUGAAAUUUCAGGUGUCUCGAGCACAGGUUUCCUCAACGUCGAAGAGUAUCCAUACAAAUUUGUAAAGGUGCUGAAGUCCCAGCAGCUCGUAGAAAAGGAAACGUUGACACUGGUCUGCGAGUUGGAUGAUGAGGGUGGUGAAGUUAAAUGGUUCAAAGGUGAUCAAGAGAUCGUAGCUGACAAGAGGGUACAAAUCAAAGAAGAUGGCAGAAAGAGGAAGCUCAUCAUUAAAGACGUGAAAGUUACAGAUGCCGGUCAAUACUCGUGCGUGAGCAACGCCGACAAGACUGAAGCCGAAAUAGUCGUAAAUUACGCGAACCGAUUCAACAAGAAGUUGAAAGACACAGUGGCAGUGGAAAGAGAAAAAUUGGUACUGGAUGUGGAACUUCAAGACCAGACCGCACCUGCCGUCUUCUUGUUCAAUGGAAAACCGAUCGAACCUAGCGAAAGGAUCGAAGUUAAGAACUUGGGCGGUGGCAAACAUCAACUGGUCUUCAACAGAUUAGAAAUGAGCGAUGAUGGUGAAAUUACUUGCGAGAGCGGACAAUUGACAAGCAGCUGUAAACUCACAGUGAAGAAAGGCGAGAGUAAACCAAUCGCUGAAAUUCCCGAUAAAGUCGAAGGUCCUUCUAAUCAACCACUCGUGUUCGUUGUCCCAUAUAAGAUCGAAGGAACGAAACAGAGCCAGGUAGAAGCUAAACUGUUGAAAGACGGCAAAGCAUUACCAUUGAAGGAUGUAGAGAUCGUUGUUGGUGAAGAUAAAAUCACGUUCAAGAUUAAGAAACCUUCUCAUGAUCAGUCUGGUAUUUAUCAAGUGAAGAUUAGUAACAACCAAGGAGAGGAAGUCAAAGAUGUGAAUGUCAACAUGCAAGAUGUGCCGUCUCCACCUACGGACGUUGAUGUCACCGAGGUCUUCCAAGACUCCUGCGUGGUAUCGUUCAAACCUUCAAAAGACGAUGGUGGAUCGCCAAUCACGAAAUACGUGGUCGAACGUCUCGAUCUCAGCUUGAAGGCUCAAUGGGACAACGUUGGCGAAGUUAUGCCUGGCGAGAAAUGCGUUUACAAAGUGAAAGAUCUUAUAGCGAAAAAAGAAUACAAAUUCCGUAUCAGAGCUGUGAACAAACUUGGCUCCAGCGAGCCCGCGAUGUUUGGAAAGCCAAUACUCGCAAAAGAUCCAUGGGACGAGCCAGGCAAACCCACGAACGUGGAGGUAGUGGAUUGGGACAAAGAUCACGCCGACUUAAAAUGGGUGAAACCAGAAAGUGAUGGUGGAGCGCCAAUUACGGGCUACAUAAUCGAAUACAAAGAGAAAUUCGGUAAAGAAUGGGUGAAAGGCAAAGAAAUCGAAGGCGACGUAACGGAAGCUACUAUCGAUGGUCUUAAAGAAGGCACCCAAUACGAAUUCAGAAUCAGAGCUGUGAACAAAGCUGGACCUGGUGAACCGUCGGACGCUACGAAACCAAUUAUCGCCAAAUGUCGAUUCGUCAAACCGUAUAUCGAGGGUGAUGGUUUGACUAAUCUGGUCAUAAAGAAAGGACAAGUGAUCAAGUACGAUAUUAAAUACGGUGGUGAACCCGAACCGGAAGUCCAUUGGUUCCUUGGAGAAAAAGAACUUGUUCAGGACGCAGCUGAAAGAAUUACUAUUGAUAAGUACGAGAGGAACACGGUGUUGACUGUUAGAAAAACGACUAGGCCAGAUUCAGGCAAAUACAAGCUGGUUUUGAGUAAUAGCUCUGGAACUUGCGAGAGCAUCGGCGACGUCGUUGUACUUGACAAACCAUCGAAACCAACUGGUCCACUGAAGGUGGAAGAAGUCCGUUCAAACCACGUGAAGGUAAAGUGGCAAAAACCAGAAGACAAUGGUGGUACAGACAUUACCGGUUAUGUUUUGGAAAAAAUGGACAUGGACACUGGACGAUGGAUUCCUGCCGGCGAAGUGGGACCAAACGAAGACACAUUUACCUUUACUGGUUUAACUCCGAAGAAGAAAUACAAAUUCCGUGUGAAAGCUGUGAACAAGGAAGGUGAAUCCGAGCCACUCGAAGUCGACGAGGCAAUUCUUGCCAAGAAUCCAUAUGACGAGCCUGGUAAACCUGGUAAACCAGAAAUCUUCGAUUAUGAUAACGUCAGCGUAUCCUUGAAAUGGACUAAACCUGAGAGUGAUGGUGGUAGGCCAAUCACUCAUUAUGUCGUCGAGAUGAAAGACAAAUUCGCGGUGGAUUGGGUGGAGGUAACGAAAACUACUGAUGACACUCCGGAAGCAAAGGUUGAGGGCUUGAAAGAGAAAAUGGUUUAUCAAUUCCGAGUUCGUGCACACAACAAAGCAGGUCCAGGUCAACCUAGCGAACCUACGGACAACCAUCUCUGCAAACACAAGAACCUUAAACCAAGAAUCGACAGAACCAACUUCAAAUCCGUAAUCAUCAAGGCUGGACGUACGCAUAAAUGGUCUGUGGAUAUCAUUGGAGAACCACCACCAGAAAUUAAAUGGGUUUGGAGAGAUAAUAUACCUCUAACUACCACGGAACGCAUUAAGAUCGAAAAUGUCGAUUAUCAUACAGACUUUACUAUCGUAAACACGACGCGAAAAGAUACUGGAAAAUAUACUCUCAAGGUGGAGAACGUUAAUGGAAGUGACGAGGAGACUGUCGAACUUACAGUUCUUGGCAAACCGGAAGCACCAAAGGGUCCAUUGGAAGUAACAGACAUCACAGCAACCUCGGCAAAGGUGAAGUGGGAGAAACCGGAAGACGACGGUGGCGUCCCGAUCAAAGAAUACGAGAUCGAAAGAUUGGACACGAAGACUGGCAAAUGGGUGAGAGUGGGAAAAAUUCCAGGCAAUUCGCCGAACACAGAAUUCGAAGUGACUGGAUUAAAUCCAGGCAGCGAAUACAAAUUCCGUGUUACCGCCAUCAACGACGAGGGUGAUUCCGAACCACUUGAGAGUGAACGUCCGAUCAUCGCUAGAAAUCCAUACGACUCAGCAACUAAACCUGGAACACCUGAGAUAACCGAUUACGACAAUGAAUCCGUAAGCUUGAAAUGGACUCCCCCGUCUUCUGAUGGUGGUGCACCAAUUGAGAAAUACAUCAUCGAGAAGAAAGAUCGUUACAAGCCAGAUUGGGAAAAAGCAAUUGAAGUACCUGCAAGUCAAUUGGAGGCUAAAGUGGGUGGCCUGAAGGAACGAGGAGAAUACCAGUUCAGGAUUAUUGCUGUGAACAAAGCUGGACCAUCUCCGCCAUCAGAUGCUUCGAAAAUGCAAAUAUGCAAGCAUAAAGCCUUGAAACCAAGAAUCGAUCGCACAAACUUGAAGCCUAUCACCGUAAAAGCUGGCAAAGCGAUCAAAUACGACGUGGACGUACGCGGUGAACCUCCUCCAGAAAUCACUUGGUAUCACCGUAACCAAGAAGUUAAAACUGGCGAAAAUAUCGAAAUUGUUAACGUCGAUUACAAUACAAAACUCAAUAUUACCGAUAGUGUGCGCAAGAACACCGGAGUAUGGAAGAUAAAGGCUGUAAACGCACAUGGUGAAGACGAAGCCGAGGUCGAAAUUACAGUACUUUCGUCUCCUGGAAAACCGAAGGGUCCUUUGAAAGUGUCCGAUGUAACGAAGAGCGGUUGCAAAUUGAAAUGGGACAAGCCAGAAGACGACGGUGGAAAACCUUUGAGUGGAUAUGUAGUGGAGAAACUCGACAAAUCCACCGGAAGAUGGGUGCCGGUUGGACGUACCUCCCCUGGAGAGACCGAACUAGAAGUUAAAGGUCUCCAAGAAGGCCACGAGUAUGAAUUCAGAGUCAAAGCGGUUAAUGAAGAAGGCGAAUCCGAACCACUGAUCACUGAAAGCACGACUGUUGCAAAGAAUCCUUAUGACGUAGCCAGUAAGCCUGGUGUACCAGAGUUCGAAGAUUGGGACGUGGAUCGUGUCGAUCUGAAAUGGGAACCACCGAAAAAUACGGGAGGUGCACCUAUUACGGGUUAUAUAAUCGAAAUGAAAGAGAAACCAUCAAGCCAUUGGGUAGAAGCUGUUACAACCGAAUCACCACAACCAAAAGGACGUGUCACGGGCUUGAAAAAAGGUUCUGUUUAUCAAUUCCGUGUACGUGCCGUUAACAAAGCCGGACCAUCCGAACCGAGCGAUUCAACGAAGCCUCAUGUUGCUAAGGCAAGAUACUUGAAACCACACAUCAACCGCGAGAAACUACAAACGAUCAAAGUAAGAACAGGUCAAUCGGUGAAACUAGAAGUCGACAUCGAAGGUGAACCACCACCAACAGUCAGUUGGAUCUUCGGUGGUGCAGAGCUCCAAACUGGAGCCAACGUGAAGAUCGAUAAUGAAGAUUAUCUAACAAAGAUUCAGUUGACUCAAACUAGCCGAAAACUCAGUGGCAAAUAUACCAUCAAAGCCGUAAAUUCUUCUGGACAGGACGAAGCUGACGUUGAAAUUAUAAUUCUCGAUAAGCCUGGAAAACCAGAGGGACCUCUCGAAGUGACAGAUGUUCACAAGGAGGGAUGCAAAUUAAAAUGGAACAAGCCAAGGGACGACGGUGGUUUACCUUUGUCUGGUUACUUGGUCGAGAAAAUGGAUACAACGACAGGUCGAUGGGUAUCAGCUGGAAUUGUCGAUCCUGACAAAACAGAGCUAACUCUGACUGGCUUGGAACCUGGCAAGAGAUACGAGUUCCGCGUGAAAGCUAUGAACGAGGAAGGAGAAUCAGAUCCUCUGCAGACGGACGUUCCUAUCCUCGCUAAGAAUCCUUACGACGUACCUGGUGCACCUGGUCUACCAGAGAUCAUCGACUGGGCCGAGAAUAUGGUGAAACUCAAAUGGGAGCCACCACUUCGAGAUGGUGGAGCAUCUAUCACAGGAUAUAUAAUUGAAAUGAAAGAUAAGUUUGGUACUACUUUUGUAAAGGCUGCAGAGAUCGAUAAACCGGUUUGUACGGGAACAGUGACUCGAUUAGAAGAAGGAAAUCAAUAUCAAUUCAGAGUUCGAGCGGUGAAUAAAGCCGGUCCUGGUGAACCUAGCGAAGCUACCAAUCCUCACACUGCCAAAGCUCGUUGGUUGAAACCAUUCAUCGAUCGUACCAAUUUGCAACAGAUAACUGUGAAAGUUGGUCUUACCGUAACUUUGGAUGUGAACAUCAUCGGUGAACCACCACCAAAUGUGACUUGGUAUUAUAAGGAAAAAGAGCUUAAAUCGGACGAUACAAUACGUAUCGAUAAUAUUGAUUACAAUACCAAAUUCUUCAUUUUGAAGACUAAGAGAGCUCAUACCGGUACAUACGUAAUCAAAGCGAAGAAUGAAGUUGGCGAGGAUACUGCCGAUGUCGAGAUAAUCGUCAUUGGUAAACCAAGCAAACCAAAAGGUCCUCUAGAAAUCUCCGACGUGAACAAACACGGUUGCAAAUUGAAAUGGGAGAAACCCGAUGAUGACGGUGGUGUGCCAAUCGAAUACUACGAGAUCGAAAAAUUGGAUCCUCUUACCGGGCAAUGGAUCCCUUGCGGGAAGUCCGUGGAGCCGGAAGCUACUAUAACCGGGCUCCAGGAAGGCAAACCGUACAAAUUCCGCGUAAAAGCGGUAAAUCGCGAAGGUGAAUCCGACGACUUGGAAGCGGAUAAAUCUAUCAUAGCUAAAAAUCCAUUCGACGAGCCAGGCAAACCUGGUCGUCCAGAACUUAAAAAUUGGGAUAAAGACUUCGUUGAUCUCGAAUGGACGCCACCAAAGGACGACGGUGGUGCUCCAAUUGAGAAAUACAUCGUGCAGAUGAGAGACAAAGAAGGACGGCAAUGGAUAGACGUCGCUAAGGUUCUUGGAGAUCGUACUGUUGCCAAGGUCACCGAUGGCAUCGAAGAAGGUCACGAAUAUGAGUUCAGAGUGGUUGCUGUUAAUAGAGCAGGUCCUGGUGAACCCAGCGACACGUCGAAGAGUGUUGUGGCCAAACCGCGAUUCUUGGCACCAAUGAUCGAUCGCAAGAAUCUACAGAAGAAAGUUAUGCGAAUGGGACAAUUAUUACGAAUCGAAGCAAAUAUACAAGGUGAACCACCACCACUCGUUACUUGGAAACUCAAGGAUGCCGUGCUUAAGAGCAUGGAUCGUCUCAAGAUUGAAAAUGAAGACUAUCACACCACUUUUAUUAUAAGCAAACUGCAAAGAUCAGAUGGUGGUACUUACACUGUUAUUGCCAAGAAUGACAGCGGUACCGAUCAAGUUGACGUUGAGAUCCAUGUAUUGAGCAAACCUGGCAAACCAAAAGGACCACUCGAUGUGUCAAACGUGACAGCAGAGGGAUGUAAAUUGAAAUGGGAGAAACCGGACGACGAUGGUGGCGAGCCAGUCGAUCAUUAUGUCAUUGAGAGGAUGGACGUUGAUACCGGAAGAUGGGUACCUUGCGCCACGAGCAAAACUCCAGAGGCAGAUAUCACUGGCCUCAACGAAGGCAAGGAUUAUAUGUUCCGGGUGAAAGCUGUCAAUUCCGAAGGUGAAUCCGAACCAUUGGAGACACUGAUUCCAACCACUGCCAAGAAUCCUUAUACCGAGCCAGACGCUCCAGGCAAGCCAGAUCUGAAAGACUGGUCCAAGCAGCACGUCGAUCUAAAAUGGAAAGCGCCGAAGAAAGACGGUGGAGCGCCGAUCGAGAAGUACAUAAUCGAAAAGAAAGAUCAGUACGGAAAAUGGCAGAAAGCUGCCGAAGUUCCUGGAGACAAAACAGAAGGCAGAGUCGAAGGCCUCAUCGAAGGUCAGAAAUAUCAAUUCCGUGUGAAAGCCGUGAACAAAGGUGGUCAGAGCAAACCCAGCGAACCAAGCGACAAUCUAGUCGCCAAGGAUCGUUACGCAGCACCAAAGAUCGAUCGUACAAACUUGAAGGACCUAACAAUCAAAGCUGGCACUCACAUUCGAUUAGACGUGAAAGUUACAGGUGAACCACCUCCAACGAAGACGUGGUAUCUUAACAAAGUCAAACAAGAACCUGGUGGCGUGUUGAAUGUCGAGGUAGAAGAUUACAGAACCAAAUAUUUGAUAUCGUCAGCUAGCAGAUCUCAUUCUGGCACGUUAACGUUGAAAGCAGAGAAUAGCUCUGGAAAAGACGAAGCCUCGAUAGAAAUUAUAGUCUUGGAUAAGCCUGGAAAACCAGAGGGUCCUCUAAAAGUGUCUGACGUGCAUAAAGAAGGAUGCACGCUGAAAUGGAAUCCACCUUUGGAUGAUGGUGGUACACCGUUGGAUCAUUAUGUAGUUGAGAAAAUGGAUACUGAAACAGGAAGGUGGAUACCAGUGGGACGUACGAAAGAGCCUACUAUGGUGGUGGAGAAUUUGACACCUGGUCAGGAAUACAAGUUCCGAGUUUCUGCUGUGAACUCUGAAGGCGAGUCGGAACCUCUGGAAACUGACCAUGGAAUCGUUGCCAAGAAUCCAUUUGACGAACCUGGUCCUCCUGGUCGACCAGAGGCAGCCGAUUGGGACAAGGAUCACAUAGACCUAAGAUGGACUCCACCCUUAAACGAUGGUGGAUCUCCAAUCACUGGGUACAUAAUUGAGAAACGCGAGAAAGACAGUCCACGAUGGAUAAAGGCUUGUGAAACCGGACCUGAGUGCAAAGGACGCGUCGAUAAUCUCGACGAAGGUGUCGAGUACGAGUUCCGUGUGAAAGCAGUUAACAUUGCUGGACCUGGUGAACCAUCCGAAACCAGCAAACCGAUUACAGCGAAAAGUCGACGACUUGCACCUAAGAUCGACAGGAAGAACUUGCGCGACAUCACGGUACGCGAGAACGAAGCGUUCCACUUUGAUGUCAAAAUCAUCGGAGAACCACCACCAGAUGUUACAUGGCUUCUUAAUAACAAGAGUAUUCAACAAACAACGUUCCGUAGGAUACAGAACGUUCCAUAUAAUAGCAAGUUCUUUAAUGACAAACCCGAACGAAAGGACACUGGUAUUUAUAAAAUCACGGCUAUCAAUCAGUAUGGAUCUGACACAGCAGAAGUGGAAGUCACAGUUGUCUCUAAACCUGGAAAACCCGAAGGACCACUCGAAGUAUCCGAUAUUCACGCAGAAGGAUGCACCCUCAAAUGGAAGAAACCAAAGGACGACGGUGGAGAACCGAUCGAUGGAUACCUCGUGGAGAAAUUUGAUCCAGAUACUGGUGUUUGGUUACCAGUUGGUAAGACGACAGGACCGGAAAUGAAGGUAGAAGGACUGACACCUGGACACGAGUACAAGUUCAGAGUAAAGGCGCUUAACAAAGAAGGAGAAUCGGAACCAUUGGAGACAUUCAGCUCCAUCGUGGCCAAAGAUCCAUUCACCGUACCAAGUCCUCCUGGUGCACCAGAACCAGUUGAUUGGACCGCCAACCAGGUUGAGCUUACUUGGAAAGAACCAGUCAGCGAUGGUGGAUCACCUAUCACCGGAUACAUCAUCGAGAAGAAAGACAAAUACAGCACAAUGUGGGAAAAGGCUUUGGAAAUCGAAGUACCAACCACGAAAGGUCUUGUUCAUGGACUCAUCGAGGGCAACGACUACCUGUUCCGCGUGAUAGCUGUGAACAAAGCUGGACAAUCAGAGCCUAGCGAUACCAGCAAAACAUUCACCGCCAAACCACGUUAUCUGGCACCCAAGAUCGAUCGGCGCAAUCUCCGUGAUGUUACACUGUCGGCUGGUUCGCUAUUGAGAUUCGACGCUAAUGUGAUCGGCGAACCACCACCGCACAUCGACUGGCGUUACGGCGCUAUUCCUCUGCAUUCCGACAGAAAGGUGCAGAUCGACAAUUCCGAUUACAGCACGAAAUUCAGCAUACGUCCGGUGUCACGGGACGACAGCGGUGAUUAUACUGUCACGGCCAUUAAUUCUUCUGGAAGAGAUUCUGUCACCGUACAAGUCACGGUUACCGACAAGCCAAUGCCACCUGAAGGUCCGCUUCAGGUAUCGGACGUGCACAAAGAAGGAUGCAAGCUGAAAUGGAAAAGACCGAAGGACGAUGGCGGUACGCCUAUCGAAUAUUACCAAGUGGACAAAAUGGACCCGGAGACUGGAUGCUGGGUACCUUGCGGACGAUCUACCGAACCUGCUUUGGAAGUAAGUGGAUUGACACCAGGCAAAGAAUAUCUAUUCCGAGUUAGCGCUGUAAACGCCGAGGGUGAAUCUAAACCUCUGGAAGCUGAACAAGCAAUUCUAGCUAAGAACCCAUACGACGAGCCAGACAAACCAGGCGAUCUCCGUGUCACCGACUGGGACAAGGACCACGUUGAUCUUACGUGGAUACCGCCAGCGAACGACGGCGGUUCGCCAAUUACUGGCUACAUAAUUGAGAAGAAAGAUAAAUACGGCGAAUGGGAGAAGGCCUUAGAAGUACCAGCGGACGAGACAUCUGCCACUGUUCCCGACUUAAUAGAAGGCCAACCGUACGAGUUCCGCGUGCGAGCCGUAAACAAAGCUGGCCCUGGCGAACCUUCUGAUCCAACGCCAACGAUCAUUGCCAAGCCACGAAACCUACCACCGAAAAUCGAUCGUACAAAUCUGGUGGAGGUCAGAAUCAAAGCUGGUCAGAACUUCGGCUUUGACGUGAAGGUUACGGGCGAGCCUCCUCCAGUAACGAGAUGGAUGUUAGCCAAACGCGAGGUUCGACCCACCGAGCGUAUAAAAGUGAAACACGUGGAUUACAAUACGAGUCUCCACGUGAAAAUGGCUAGCAGAGCAGAGUCUGGAAAGUAUCAGAUCAUUGCUGAGAAUAUAAACGGCAUGGACGAGGAGUUUGUGAAGGUGACAGUUUUGGAUAUACCGAGCCCGCCACAGGGACCACUGAGAGCGUCUGACGUGCACGCAGAAGGAUGUAAAUUGUCUUGGAAACCACCGGAGGACGAUGGUGGCCAACCAAUCGAUAAGUAUGUCGUUGAGAAAAUGGAUGAAACGACUGGUCGUUGGGUGCCUGCAGGAGAGACCGAUGGACCAGAGACUUCGUUGAAUGUGGAAGGACUUACGCCAGGGCACAAGUACAAGUUCAGAGUUCGCGCGGUGAAUAAGCAAGGGAAAUCGGAGCCGCUCACAGCGGCGCAGAGCAUCGAGGCGAAGAAUCCAUUUGACGAACCAGGAAAACCUGGCACGCCGACUAUCUCCGAUUACGACUCGGACUUUGUCGAACUUCAAUGGGAUCGUCCACAAGAAGAUGGUGGUUCACCCAUUACUGGUUACAUCAUAGAGAAACGAGACAAGUAUAGUCCUACCUGGGAGAAAUGUGCAGAAGUCGAGGGUGACGUGAAUCGUGGAAAGGUGCCCGAUCUCGUGGAGGGCACGCAUUACGAAUUCCGUGUUAGAGCUGUUAACAAGGCUGGACCCGGUGAACCUUCUGACGCUUCUAAAUCUCACUUGGCUCGACCUAAGAAUCUUCCACCAAAGAUCGACAGAAAGUACAUGCUGGAUGUGAAAGUGAAGGCCGGUGGCUUCUUCGACUUCGACGUUCCUGUUAUCGGUGAACCGCCACCAACUAAACAAUGGUCGCUAAAAGGAACAGUACUCAUAGCAAACGAUCGUAUCAAGAUCAUAAACGAAGACUACAACACCAAAGUCCGUGUGAUCGAGGCAAAACGUUCCGAUGCUGGUGUCUACACUCUCGAAGCAAAGAACAUCAACGGCAGAGACAGUGCUACCCUAAAUGUAAACGUCCUGGACAUUCCGGCGCCACCAGAAGGACCUCUGAAGAUCGACAACGUGACAAAGAACGGUUGCAAUCUGAAAUGGCGCCCACCAAAGGACGACGGUGGCUCAGAAAUUCUAUAUUACCAAGUCGAGAAGAUGGACACAGAAAACAUGAGAUGGGUGCCUGUAGCAGAGGCUUCUUCCACUUCUGCGCAGGUGGAUCACUUGAUCGAAGGCCACGAUUAUCAGUUCCGUGUACGUGCUGUGAACAAACAAGGAGAAUCGUUGCCACUCGUUGGUAUAGAUACUAUCACCGCGAAGGACCCGUACGAUAAGCCUGACAAACCUGGAGCACCUGUUGCCACUGAUUGGGAUAAGGAUUUCGUGGACUUGGAAUGGACACCACCGAAGAAAGACGGUGGAUCACCUAUCACUGGAUAUAUUAUUGAGAAGAAACCUCGUUUCGGUUCGUGGGAGAAAGCUUUGGAGGUCGAUGGAGCUAAAACUAACGCCAGGAUACCGGAUUUGGUCGAAGGUCAAGAGUAUGAGUUUAGAGUCAUUGCUGUUAAUAAAGCUGGUCCUGGAGAACCAUCUGAAGCUUCAUCUCCUAUCGUGGCGAAACCACGACGGCUUGCUCCAUCUUUCGAUCCACAUGCAUUGAGCGACAUGGUUGUUCGAGCUGGACAAAAGAUCAGCUAUAUCAUUCCUAUCCAAGCAUCGCCUAAACCUAUAGCUACAUGGACUUUAGACGGAGACGUGAUCAUGGCCGAUUCUCGCCAUGAAAUGUUCACUACUCACACUGAAACCACCUUUGAAAUUCCAUUCUCCGUCCGCUCUGACACUGGUCGUUAUGCUUUAACAUUGCAGAACGAGCACGGAAAGUUCAGUUCAAGCGCCAGAGUCACCGUCCUCGACAGACCAUCACCACCACAGAAACCACUCGACAUCAGCAAGAUCACCAAGGAAGGUUGCCACUUGACAUGGGGUCAUCCACUGGACGAUGGUGGCAGUCCUAUAUUGCAUUAUAUUAUCGAAAAGAUGGAUUUGUCUCGAGGUACUUGGUCCGAUGCUGGUAUGAGCACGAUAUUGAGUCACGAGGUAGCACGAUUGACGCAUCGCAAGGAAUAUCUGUUCCGUGUGAAAGCUGUAAACAGCAUCGGAGAAUCCGAGCCGCUCGAAGCAUCAAAGAGUAUUGUCGCCAAGAAUUUGUUCGACGAACCCGAUGCUCCUGGAAGACCACAGAUCACAGACUGGGACAAAGAUCACGUCGACCUGCAAUGGCCAGAGCCAGCAAGCGAUGGUGGUUCUCCCAUUACGGAAUACAUUGUUCAGAAGAAAGAAAAAGGUAGCCCAUACUGGGUCAACGCGAUUCACGUUCCUCCAAAUCAGACAAGUACAACCGUGCCUGAUUUAACGGAGGGACAAGAGUACGAAUUCCGUGUAAUAGCUGUUAAUGCUGCUGGACAAUCAGAGCCAUCGGAGCCAAGCGACCUCAUCACUGCCAAACCUCGUUAUCUUGCUCCGAAGAUCAAAACGCCUUUGCAAGACAUUCGAGUCAAGGCUGGCCUCAUCUUCCACGUCGAUAUCGACUUUGUCGGUGAACCGACUCCAGAAGUCACCUGGACUGUUGGAAGUAAAGAAUUGGAGACCACGAAUAGAACAACUGUUACCUCAAUUGGUUAUCACACUAUUGUUCACACCGUUAACGCUCAAAGAUCUGAUUCCGGAUUGUAUCACUUGCUACUAAAGAACAGUAGCGGAAUAGACGAAGGUAGCUUCCAAGUUAUCGUUCUCGACAGACCCAGCCCACCGGAAGGUCCUCUGCAAUACGAAGAGAUCACAAGUCAAUCGGUCACCUUGUCAUGGAAACAACCUAAAGAUAAUGGUGGUAGUGAGAUCACUGGAUACGUAAUCGAGAAACGUGAUUUGACCCACGGUGGCGGUUGGGUUCCAGCUGUAACACACGUGAAUCCGAAAUAUACCCACGCCACAGUACCAAGAUUACUCGAAGGUACAACAUAUGAGUUUAGGGUAAGCGCGGAGAACCUUCAAGGACGUUCGGAUCCUCUAACUACCGAUCACUCGAUCGUCGCUAAGAACCAAUUCGUUGCACCUGGACAACCUGGUAAACCAGAAUGCGUCGACGCGGACAAAGACCACAUCAAGAUCAAAUGGGCAGCGCCAAUCAGCAACGGUGGAUCAAAGAUCAUCGGUUACGACGUGGAACGACGCGAUCGUGCAACUGGUCGCUGGUUGAAGUUAACUAAAGAACCAGUGAAAAAUACCGAAUAUUACGACGAUCACGUAACCGAGGGACACCAAUACGAAUACCGGGUCACUGCAAUAAAUGCAGCUGGCUCGGGCAAACCUAGCGACACGUCCGCUGUAUUUAUCGCGAAACCAAUGAAAGAGAAACCGAAAUUGAACCUGGACGCGCUGAUUGGACGCAAGAUCAAGGUUCGCGCCGGAGAACCGAUCAAUGUUAACAUUCCAUUGUCCGGCGCGCCAACCCCCACUGUCGAAUGGACCAAGAAUGCGAAGCCCCUUUUCGAAACUCUUCGAAUAUCGACCGAAACCAAGAGCGACCGCACGAACUUGUUGGUCGAAAAGUCCGUUCGAGAAGAUGGCGGUAUUUACACAGUCACAGCGACGAACGAGCAUGGAAAGGACUCAGCAGACAUCGAAGUUACCGUGGUCGAUAGGCCAGGUCCACCUCAAGGUCCCUUACAAUACACUGGUACCACGCAAGAUUCUGUAUCCUUAUCUUGGAAUAAACCUCUGGACGAUGGUGGAUCCGACAUCACCAACUACAUCGUCGAAGUAUCAGAGUUCGGAGUUGAUAACUGGCGUCAAACACCAGGAUACUGUCCAAGAACGAGCUACACCGCCAAAGGUCUCAGCGAGGGCAAGAAAUACGUAUUCAGAGUACGAGCUGAAAAUAUGUAUGGUGUGUCUGAACCAUUGGAAGGCAAACCAGUUAUCGCCAAGAGUCCAUACGAUCCACCAGAUGCACCUAGUCAACCCGAAAUCCUUGGAUACACUCCCAAUAGUUGCAGCCUUUUCUGGAAUGCACCGCUUAAUACUGGUGGCAAACCUAUUACUGGAUAUUACGUUGAAAGACGAGAACGCGGUGGCGAAUGGCUCAAAGUCAACAAUUAUCCGACUCCGAAUACAACAUUCACGGUGCAAGAUCUUCACGAAGGAUCUAAAUAUGAAUUCAGAGUCAUUGCUGUUAACGAAGCUGGAUCUAGUAAACCCAGUAAACCAACUGAGCCUAUCACUGCUGGACAUCAGCGUUUGCGUCCUGAUGCCCCCGACCCACCGAAACCAGACAGAAUAACGAAAGAUUCUGUCACACUAAGCUGGCGACCACCACGCAGCGACGGUGGUGCUAAGAUCAGAGGCUAUUUCGUCCAAAUAAAGCAAAGAGGCCAGGACGAAUGGGACGAUGUAAACGGUGCUCCAAUACCAACCAACGUGUAUACAGUACCAAAACUCAACGAAGGAGAAGAAUACCUGUUCAGAGUGAUCGCAGUGAAUGAUGUCGGAAGAAGCGAUCCAAGUAAACCAAGUAAUCCGAUCGUUAUCGAGGAACAACCGAACAAACCUGUCAUGGAUCUCGGAGGAGUUCGUGACAUCACCGUUCGUGCUGGUGAAGACUUCUCCAUUCACGUGCCUUAUAUUGGUUUCCCCAAACCCGUUGCCACGUGGUAUGCUAACGAUGUUGUCAAGGAUGAGACUGAUUCACGUGUACAUCAACAAUUGGGUGACGACUAUGCCAGUCUUGUGGUAAAGAAUGCAAAACGUUCGGACGGUGGACAGUAUCGUCUCCAGUUGCGCAAUUCUUCCGGUUUCGACACCGCCACCGUGAACGUUAAGGUGCUAGAUCGUCCAUAUCCACCUCAAAAUCUACAUGCUGAUGAAUUUGGCGGAGAUGCUCUUACACUGUUCUGGAACCCACCAAAAGACAAUGGAGGCGCAGAUAUCACGAACUAUGUCGUUGAGAGACGAGAACCAAAGGGAUCGUGGUCUAAGGUGAGCAGCUAUGUGACGACACCAUUCUGCCGAGUAAGAAAUCUAACAGUCGGAAGCGUAUACGAAUUCCGAGUGAUGGCUGAAAACCAAUACGGUACUUCGGAUCCUGUAACUACGAUAGAUCCGAUCAAGGCUAGACAUCCAUUCGAUCCACCUGGAGCACCUGGAACUCCAAGAAGCGUUGAAACGUCGGAGGAUAGCAUUACCAUUACUUGGACCAAGCCUCGACAUGAUGGAGGUUCACCUAUCCUUGGAUACACUGUUGAGAAACGACUAUUGAGCGAAGACAAAUGGACAAAAGCUACUCCAUCUCUCGUUCAUGACACUACUUACAGAGUGACUGGUCUGAUAGAGAAUUAUGACUACGAGUUCCGCGUAGCGGCAGAAAAUGCAGCUGGAAAAGGACCAUGGAGUUCCAACUCCGAUGUGAUCAGAGCCAGUGCAGCACCAUUCCCACCAAAGAUCACGUCUGACCUCAGCAUCCGUGACAUGACGGUGAUUGCCGGAGAACCAUUCACGAUAACCGUUCCUUUCAAUGCGAAUCCAAAACCAAGACCAAGUUGGUCCAUCAACGGCGAGGAAGUCCUUACAGGCGAUAGAAUCAAAUUCGACACAACCGAUAUUGCCUCGCAGUUCAUCAACAAGAAGGCCAAGAGAUCUGAUACAGGAACAUACACAAUCUAUCUUACGAACACCGUUGGCACAGAUUCUGCUUCGUGCAGGGUUCUCGUCGUCGAUAAACCAUCUCCACCACAAGGACCACUUGACAUUUCUGAUAUCACUCCUGAAACUUGUACGUUGUCUUGGAAACCUCCGUUAGAUGAUGGUGGUUCACCCGUUACAAACUACGUCGUUGAAAAAUUGGAUCCAGCUGGCUAUUGGGUGAAACUCAGCAGUUUCGUAAGAAACACUCACUACGACGUGAUCGGUCUUGAACCUAAUCGUACAUACAACUUCCGUGUUCGUGCGGAGAAUCAGUAUGGGGUAUCAGAACCCUUGCAAGCCGAUGAACCGAUUACCGCGAAAUUCCCAUUCACGGUGCCCGACGCACCUGGGCAACCACGUGUUAUCGAUUGGGAUACUUCGAACGCGACUGUGGUAUGGACCCGACCGAUGUCCGAUGGUGGAUCUCGUAUUCAAGGUUACAAGAUCGAAUUCCGCGAUCCUGCGGACGAUGCCACAUGGCGAGUGGCGAACGACUACCUGGUCAAAGACACCACCUACAUCUGUUACAACCUAUUAAGCGGACACGAGUAUGAGUUUAGAAUACGCGCAAAGAACGCAGCUGGUUUCAGCAAACCUAGCCCACCAUCGGCACCAUUCAAGCUAAAGAGCAAGUUCAACGUGCCUUCACCGCCAGGCACGCCGCAGGUCGUAAAGGUUGGCAGGAACUACGUGGAUCUCAAAUGGGAAGCCCCGAUCUCCGAUGGAGGAAGCCGCAUCACCGGUUACGUGAUCGAGAAACGGGAGGUCGGAAGCGCACUCUGGGCCAAGUGCAACGAGUACAACGCCAUCGAUACAGAGUACACCGUUCUGAAUCUGAUGGAACGGGGAGACUACGAAUUCCGAAUCUUCGCGGUGAACGCCGCCGGAAGAUCAGAGCCAAGCUCUUGCACUACUCCGGUGAAGAUCUGCGAGGUCGAGGGUGGCGAGAAACCAGAAUUCGUCAAACCUCUGCCGAUCAGCACGAACGUGCCACUUGGCAAAACUUUGGUCCUCGAGUGCGAGGCUGUUGGAAAACCAUUGCCGACCGCAAGGUGGCUAAAGAACGGCAGAGAGAUCACAAUCGGCGGUCGUUUCCGCACCGAAGCUUUCGACGGAAUCUACAGACUGAUCAUAUCCGAUGUCAUGGACGCCGACAACGGCGACUAUAGCUGUCAAAUCUCAAACCCACUCGGUUUAGCUACCACGACUGGCCGUCUAAAGAUCGGUUCUCCGCCUCGUAUCGAGCGCAUGCCAGACUAUCUGUAUCUAGCCGAGAACGACAACACGAAGAUCAAGAUCUACUACAGCGGCGACCAACCGAUGAACAUCACUCUGAAGAAAGACGGUCAGAAGAUCGUCGAAACCACUCACAUCAAGUACACCGUGUUCGACGAAUACCUCAUCAUCUUCAUCAAAGACAUUCAGAAAGAAGACGCCGGUGUGUACGAUCUAUCGAUCUCGAACGACAGCGGUAGCGUGAGCGGUUCGUUCAACGUGUACAUCACCGGACUACCUGGACCACCAACCGGACCUCUCGACAUUACAGAUAUUAACAAACAUACGUGCACUCUCAGCUGGCGACCACCUAAAUUCGACGGUGGCCUUCGUGUCACUCAUUACAUGGUCGAACGUCGUGACGUCAGUCAUACUCACUGGAUCAUAGUUUCCUCGUUCUGCAAGGAUUGCUCCUUCUUGGUACAAGGUCUGAUCGAAGGACAAGAGUAUCUGUUCCGCGUGAUGGCCGUGAACGACAACGGAAUGGGACCUCCUCUCGAGGGACUCAAUCCUAUCAAGGCUAAGGCACCGUUCGAUCCCCCUGGUCCUCCGGGAACGCCAAAGGUCACCGAGGUUGGCGGAGACUUCGUGAAUUUGUCGUGGGAGAGACCAGAAUCGGAUGGCGGCUCGAAGAUUCAAGGCUACUGGAUCGACAAACGCGAGGUCGGUAGCCAAGCCUGGCAACGCGUGAACGUGGCCAUCUGUCUACCAACUCAGAUCAAUAUCAGCAACUUAAUCGAAGGAAGGCAGUACGAGUUCCGAGUAUUCGCUCAGAACGCUGCUGGCAUUGGGCCAGAGUCGAAGGCCUCGACUUCCGUGAAGAUCACCGAUCCUCAAGCGGCCAAAGCUCCAGAGGUGAUUCAACCUCUGCACAAGGUGAGCUGCGUGCAGAACCACAACGCUCAGUUCGUCUGUAAGAUCGUUGGCAUUCCAAGGCCGACGAUCACGUGGUUCAAGGGAGCUCGCGAGAUCGUCAGUGGAUCUCGGUACAACAUAUACUCGGAGGGCGAUGUGCACACGCUGAUCAUUAACGACGUAUUUGGAGAGGACGCGGACGAGUACGUCUGUCGCGCUGUGAACAAGUGCGGAGUCAAAUCGACCAAGGGUGAACUUCUGAUCAAGACGCUCCCGAAACUGAACGUACCGCCGAGGUUCAGAGAUACCGCGUUCUUCGACAAAGGUGUCAACGUGGUGAUUAAGAUUCCGUUUACCGGCUACCCGAAACCGAAGAUCACCUGGGUCAGAGAGGGAGAGGUGAUCGAGUCCGGAGGACACUACACCGUAGACGUGAAGGAAAGGCACGCUGUACUCACGAUCAUAGACGGCAGUCGUAUCGAUUCUGGACCUUACCGAAUCACCGCUGAGAACGACAUGGGUCAAGACUCAGCGAUCAUCAAAAUACAAAUUAGCGACAGACCGGAUCCACCGAGAUUCCCGCAGGUGGACAACGUUGGUCACGACUCGUUGGCUCUAACGUGGAAGCCACCGGUCUGGGACGGUGGCAGCAACAUCACUAACUAUCUCGUAGAGAAGCGAGAGCAUCCGAUGACCAGCUGGAUCAGAGUUGGCAAUACCAGAUUUUGCUCUAUGGCGGUUACUGGCCUCAGUCCUGGACAACAGUACGACUUCCGUAUUUGCGCUGAGAAUAUCUAUGGAAGAUCUGAUCCGAGCGAAGUGACGCCGUUGAUCACGACGAAGGGAACUAUCAAGAGAGAGUACAAACAGAAGGAGUACAAGGUGGACGAGACUGGCAAGAAGAUCCGUGGACGAAGCGACGAGAAGCCACGAGAUUACGAUCAAUUUGUGUUUGACAUUUAUAGCAAACAUGUUCCACAGCCGGUUGAGAUCAAACACAUCUCGGUGUACGAUAGAUAUGAUAUUCUCGAGGAGAUUGGAACUGGCGCGUUCGGUGUGGUGCAUCGUUGUCGCGAAAAAUCUACCGGGAACAUAUUCGCGGCCAAGUUUAUCCCUGUGUCUCAUGUGAUGGAGAAGGAACUGAUUAGGAAGGAGAUUGAUAUAAUGAAUCAGCUGCAUCAUCCGAAGUUGAUCAAUCUCCACGACGCAUUCGAAGACGAUGACGAGAUGGUGUUGAUAUUCGAGUUCUUGUCCGGUGGUGAACUCUUCGAGAGAAUCACAGCGGAAGGCUACAUCAUGUCCGAGGCAGAAGUUAUCAAUUAUAUGAGACAGAUUUGCGAAGCCGUGAAACAUAUGCAUGAAAAGAACAUCAUACACUUAGAUAUCAAACCUGAGAAUAUCAUGUGCCAGACACGCAAGAGCACCAAUGUCAAAUUGAUUGACUUUGGCUUAGCUACGAAGCUCGAUCCUAACGAGGUAGUCAAGAUUAGCACUGGCACUGCUGAAUUUGCUGCACCUGAAAUCGUUGAACGCGAACCUGUCGGUUUCUACACGGACAUGUGGGCUUGUGGUGUCUUAGCCUACGUUUUAUUAAGCGGCCUUUCGCCGUUUGCCGGAGACAAUGACAUCGAGACUUUGAAGAACGUUAAGGCCUGCGACUGGGACUUCGACGAAGAAGCGUUCCGCGAUGUCUCCGAAGAAGGCAAAGAUUUCAUUAGGCGAUUGCUCAUCAAGAACAAAGAGAAACGUAUGACCGCCCAUGAAUGUCUCCUUCAUCCGUGGUUGACCGGAGAUCACAGCAACCGUACAACACCAAUUGCAAGCAGUCGAUACCUGAGCUUCAGAGACAGGCUACGAGCUAAAUAUGAGAACUGGAACAAAUAUGUUCUUCCGAUUGGUCGACUAGCUGAAUAUUCUUCGCUGAGAAAGCUGUUGAUCGACAAAUACAAGAUCUAUGAUUCUUGCUUCGAUCGACGACAAGCGGCACCAAGAUUCGUCAUCAAACCUACAAGUGCAUUCGCGUACGAAGGACAGAGCGUGAAGUUCACGUGCCGUGUAAUCGCGAUCGCCUCACCAACUCUCACGUGGUUCCACAAUAAUCAGGAACUCAGACAGUCCGUGAAAUUCAUGAAACGAUAUCAUGGCGAUGAUUACACGUUCAUCAUUAACAGAGUGAAACUAGAGGACAGAGGAGAGUACGUGAUCAGGGCAGAGAAUCAUUACGGCUACAGAGAGGAGGUUGUUUUCCUAAACGUACAACCGUUACCGAAGCAGAUUCCAAAAUACAGACCAGAACUGCAUCCAGUCCGAAGGAGAGAACCACUCGGCUACAACGUCUGGUUGGAGACCAUCGAAUCGGCACCAAGCUUCACCUUCCUCCUUCGACCGCGUGUCAUCCAAGUCAGACAAAACUGCAAACUACUUUGCUGCCUUGCUGGCAAUCCAGCGCCAACGGUGAAAUGGUACAAAGACAAGGAUGAAUUGUCCAAGCUUCAUUAUUCGAUGACGAACGCGGAUGGUGUUGUCACGAUGGAAAUCAUCGAUUGCAAACCAGAGGACAGUGGCAAAUAUCGUUGCGUUGCAACGAACAAACACGGAAAGGAUGAGACUAGUUGUGUUGUUAUCGUUGAAGGCACUGGCGAAACAGAAGAGCAACAGAAAUUAGCGCACGACCUCCUACAUUCCGGAGAUCGAAAAUUCAUCGAGCAACCACUGAAACCAGCACCACCUCCGAUCAUAACGGUACAUAAAGCCGGUGGAUACAGUGGCUACAGUUCCACUACUACACAGGGUCACAAUUAUAGUAGUUCAUAUAAAGCUACAGAUUCCAGCACAGAAAAGCGAAGUACUAAGAAAUACGGACUCGACAGCACAGGCAGUCCAUCUCGUUCUAGGAGUACAACAAAAGAAUUAACUUAUCCUCCGGAUGAAUCGAUGAGAGCACCGCAAUUCACGAAAAAAUUGAAUGAUCUCACUAUCAACGACGGUGAACAACUGGAACUUAACGCAAAAGUUGACGGUGAUCCAGAACCACAAAUUACUUGGUCCAAGAAUGGCAAGACGUUGAGUUCCUCGGGAAUUAUGAGCUUGAAGUAUAAAGGCGGAGUCGCAACUCUCGUUAUCAACGAGGUGUUCCCUGAAGACGAGGGCGAGUACGUUUGUCAAGCAAGCAAUAGCAUCGGUACCGUAACUACUUCCUGCAAAUUAACUGUGAAACCCAUGACAGGCGCAGCCGCGAAGGAAAGGACCGACGACAAGCCUCCAAAGAUUGUAGAUCAUGUGACUAGUAUGUUCGUAAAGGAUGGUGAAGCGGUAACCCUGAGUUGUCGAAUAAUCGGUGCGAAGAAGUUCGACGUGGUCUGGCUUCACAACAACAAGGAAAUCAAACCUAGCAAGGACUUCCAAUAUAGCAGCGAGGCUAAUAUCUAUAAAUUGAACAUUGCCGAAAUCUUCCCUGAAGACUCUGGCACUUAUACCUGCGAGGCAUUCAAUGACGCAGGAGAGAGCUUCUCAUCGUGCACAUUAAACGUACUUGUUCCAAAUGAGGAACCGAAGAGUCCAGUUUUCACGACAUUCCCACAAUCCGCAACGGUAAGCGAAGGCGAAUCGGUUACAUUCGUAUGCAAGACUGAAACCGCGCCUCUGAAAGUAACGUGGUUGAAAGACGGAAAAACGCUCCCAGAAUCUAGCAGCAGAUACCUCUUCAGCUCAGACGGUGACAAAUCAUUCGAGUUGCGUAUCAAAGCAUGUACAGCUAGCGACGUGGGUCAGUAUGUUGCUCGCGCGAUCGGCAAGAAGGGUGAGACCAACGCUGCUUUCGCCCUGAACGUUACCAACGAAUAGUGAAAUCAUUGAUUUCACGCGUAUCAAAACGCAACACGACAAGUCUCUAGAACAUUAUCGGGAGGACAACGAUACAAGAAGAAAACUAUGUAAAAAUGAACUAUAUAAAUGUGCAACUUGAAAAUAAUCGCGGUCAUAGGCGACGUAAUGCUCGUGUAUAAAAGAGAAAUUGGAAAACUACUGUAUUUAUGCUAUUCUAUAUGUAAAUUAUCAUGGAAGGCUAUAUUUACUUUUUGUGUGCUUGUCAUAUCGCAAAAGAAAAAAAAAAAAAACAAAACAUGUCACUAUAUGAUAAAAGAAGAAUCCAAAGCGUUAAGCAAUACGGAUAGCACGCGCAAUCUAUACGCUAAUACGAGCUUUGCUGUAUACACGAAUUAGCAUAUUUUAAGUACACAAUCGUACACAAACGGCAGUGUAAGUUAUAAACGGAAAACUUUCAUUAUAGUCAGAUUCGACAGGAUAGCCAGCAUCCUCGUACGUUUAAACAACAAUAACUUAUCCUGUUAAAUGACUGUACGGAAGAAUUUAAUACUGCCCGAAAUGUACAUCCUUAUUCCAUGUAAUCGUACGCACUGUCGUGUUAUACAUGUUUGAAGACUGCUUCCGUUACAAAAUUUCAGAUAAAUAAAAAAGAUGAUUCAAAUAUAAAA
Molecule: messenger RNA, 22879 nt
Organism: Frieseomelitta varia
Lineage: Eukaryota; Metazoa; Arthropoda; Insecta; Hymenoptera; Apidae
Gene: bent
Product: twitchin
Exons: 69
Coding region: 135-22229 (7364 amino acids)
Biological process (GO): protein phosphorylation
Molecular function (GO): ATP binding; protein kinase activity; protein binding
Source: RefSeq, a predicted model, not a curated record